Molecule: messenger RNA, 1554 nt
Organism: Teleopsis dalmanni
Lineage: Eukaryota; Metazoa; Arthropoda; Insecta; Diptera; Diopsidae
Gene: Sfxn2
Product: sideroflexin-2
Exons: 7
Coding region: 386-1366 (326 amino acids)
Biological process (GO): monoatomic ion transport; serine import into mitochondrion
Cellular component (GO): mitochondrial inner membrane
Molecular function (GO): monoatomic ion transmembrane transporter activity
Source: RefSeq, a predicted model, not a curated record
UUAGUGUCAGCUGUUUUUUCGCGGUUCGCUGCGACUGUCAUGCGCUGCUGUAAACAAAACAGAAAACGCUGAACUGAUAGAAUGCAUCUUCUCAAGAUACUUUUCUACAAGUCUUGUGACGCACUUCGCAGAUUUACAACGUUUAAACAAAUUAGAUUUGAAUAAACAUUAGAAAGAGAGGAAAAAUAAUUAAAGUUGUGUUUAUUAAUAAAAUAUUUAAAUUUUAUUAAAUGUUUGCACUCCAAUAAGAAAAACAAGUUUUGUGAAAAAUUUCGGAAUUUUGUCGCUGCAGCGUCCGAGCGCUCGAAGUUAAUAAAAUCAUCUUACGUAACGUCUGGACAUAAAAUAAUUCAGAUAAAAAUUUAUUAAAAAAAUUUAAAUAAAUAUGUUUUCACAAGCCAGAAUCGAUGUUGACAAGCCACUUUUUGACCUCAACACAGUUGUGGGACGCUUUAAACACUUUGCCUGGAUGACCGAUCCACGCACUGUGCUUGUUCCGACAGAACGUUUGGAGAGCGCUAAAACUUUAGUUGAGUCAUACCGUUUGGGUAAAGAACCUAUUGGGACAACAGAUAAAGAGAUCAAAUAUGCAAUGAAAUUAUAUGCAUCGGCUUUUCAUCCUGACACUGGAGAAUUGCAAAACUUUUGUGGUCGCAUGAGUUUUCAGGUACCUGGCGGCAUGGCUAUUACUGGUGGCAUGUUGGCAUUUUACAAAACGGUACCGGCUGUUGUGCUUUGGCAAUUCUUCAAUCAAUCUUUUAAUGCGAUUGUAAAUUACACAAAUCGAAAUGCCAAUUCGCCAGUAUCUGUGACGCAGCUCGGAGUAGCUUAUGUGUCAGCAACGGGUUCAGCACUAGUAGCGGCAAUUGGUUGCAAAAAUUAUUGGACCAAGGUUGCAGCGCCUCUGUUUCAGCGUUAUGUACCAUUUGCUGCAGUUGCUGCUGCUAAUUGUGUAAAUAUUCCGCUUAUGCGACAAAAUGAAAUCCUUAAUGGGAUUGAAGUAAAAGACGAUCGUGAUGAAGUUGUAGGUCAUAGUCGUGUAGCUGCUGUCAAGGGUAUAAGCCAAGUCGUUUUCUCACGUAUUUUAAUGGCUGCUCCUGGUAUGUUGGUUCUACCACUGAUAAUGCAACGCGUAGAAAAACUGCCAAUUUACAAACGUUACAAAUGGUUAAAUGCUCCUUUCCAAACUGCCAUUGUUGGAUGUUUCCUAAUCUUUAUGGUGCCUACUGCUUGUGCAUUAUUUCCACAAACAUGCUCUUUGAAAACUACGACCAUUAAGAGACUUGAACCAGAGUUUUAUGCUGAAGUAGAAGAACGUACCAAGCAUAGAGUACCAGAAUAUGUAUACUUCAAUAAAGGACUUUAAUUUGUGAAUUACUCAUAAACCGAUACGAUCAAAUGCUGAAAUAGUUCAAAAAAAGACACAUAUACCAGGACAAUACUACAGGAUGAAUACCGAUAGGUGUUUUACCUGCGAAAACAUGAAACUCAUUAUAAUGAAUUACUAUUAUAAAUUUUAUUUUAUUAUUAUUAUUUUACUAUAAUUUUUAUAAU